Messenger RNA from Phragmites australis (common reed), 1084 nucleotides. RefSeq lists its product as uncharacterized. The record is from RefSeq and is a predicted model, not a curated record. NCBI's taxonomy places the organism in Eukaryota, Viridiplantae, Streptophyta, Magnoliopsida, Poales, Poaceae. The transcript is spliced from 4 exons. The coding region runs from base 164 to 676 and encodes 170 amino acids.
AAAAAUUGGCUCAUAGAAGUGGGCCGACGGAAGCCCGUGGCUUUCGGCAUCGAACCCACUCACGCGCAUGAGUACGCGCAACCCUCUCCACUAGCAAACCCUAGCACAUGCCCCAUCCCCUCCCCGCCGCCGACACAUCCGCCUCCGCCGAUCUGAGGCAAGCAUGGCAGGCAGCCGACCAGGCGAAAGCAACGGCGGUGCCACGAGCUCCAUCCUUCCCGUUGCCGGACAGUUGAAGCCGUUGCCUGAUUACGCUAUUAGCUUGGUCCGCGACUACGACAUCCAGGGCGUCACGGCCAUGUUGUCUAGCCUUGCUCAUUGCUCGUUCGAGGUACAGAUGGAAGCCUUCAGUAAGAAUCUGGAAUUAUUCAAGAAGCCUAAUGCCAUUGGAGCAUUCCCUGACGAAGGCAAGGCCAAGGACGAGGAAGAGGAUGUCGAGGACGAGGAGGAUGACGAGGUGGAUGAAGAUGAGGAUGACGAUGUGGAUGAAGAUGGGGAGGACGGUGAAGAUGAGGAGGGCGAGAAGGGUGAAGAUGAGGAGAUACUGAAGUUGAUGGUUGAUGACAAUAAACCUGCUACUGAUGGACAGCUUCAAGUCCGUAAUGAAGGUGAACGAGAGUGCAAGAAGCCAAGAUUAGCAAAAGGCUUUGGGUGCCAGGCUGAGGCUGCCGUUUAGUCGUUUCUCCUUUCUGCCGCGUGGUGUGGUCAAAAUACAUUGAGAAAAACUAGUUUAGUUACUUUGUGUUGCCAAACUGCAGUAAGACAACAGGAGCAUGUGGGGAAAAAACUACACAUGGUAGAGCUACUGUGAUGAGUCCUGAUGCCUACAGAGCUUGGAUCUUCCAAUUGUUAUUAGUCCGUGGCCUGUAUCAGGAAAUUUGUGGAACAUGAUGGCUGUUCACUUCCCUUAGGUAUAGAGAGACUGAAUCUGCACUGUGUGCCAUAAAUUUACAGUCUAUUGUCAAAGGACUAAUCCCAAUCAAAUGUUGGUUUCUCUGUUCUUAGAUGAAAGAAUGUUAAUCAGUGUGGUCGUUGUUGUUGGUUCUUGUUUUCUUUACCAUUUACCAUGAAUCAAUUUGUUCUU